AUGGCUAACAAAAAGAAGAAGACUGGGUCCCAUAAAUCUCAGUUGAAACAGCAAAAUUCUGAACUUCUUCAUGAUUUAACUGUUCUAGCAUUAGCGGCCCCUUCUUUGUCUCGUACUGUUCAUGCUACAGUGCAUCACAAUUCAAAUUUGAAUCACAGCCCGCCGAAUGCUUCAGCCCCUAAUCGUACCUGUACUGAUCAUCAUGUCAUCUCUUCCCCGCAUGGUUCAGAGCCUCAGCAUCACACUGAUCCAUCCCCCAGUAUUAACCAUGUUCUUGUCGAUGAUUGGUCUAAUGAAGAAGAUUUGGAAGAUGAGGAAGUGGAUUUUGAUUCUUCUCCUGAGGAUUAUGCAGGGGGCUCUAAAUUUUUCACCUCUCCAGUGGUACCGGUCCCACCUGUUCAUGUUGCAUCCUCACCAAGUGCUCAGCCAACCGCUGUUGGGUCCCCUGUAGUUGUCCAAUCCGUUGAUGUUGCUUCCCCUGUAUCUGGCCAGCCCGAUGUUGUUGUCAAGGCCACAUGCACCACGUCAGUUCCCACUAAUUCCAAGUCAGCUCCUGUGGAUCAUGUGGUAAGUGGUAAUUCCAACCACUCUGAGCCUUCUUCUAGCUCUUGGCGCAAUCUGUUUGUUUCUAAUCGUGACAAUACUCGUUGCCCUAAGCUCCUCCAUUAUUCUGCUUUAACUGAUACUCGAGGCUGUAAUUUAUUUGAUGAUGACUUAGACAUUAAAUGUGAUCUUUGGAAGCGUUGCCUUGUUGGUUAUAUUGCUGGCCGUUCACCAGGUUUUAAAGCUUUGCAGAAUCUCAUUGUCAACACAUGGCAAUGUGAGGCAUCCAUAACUAUCCACGAUUCUGGUUGGUUGAUUUUUACUUUUGACAAUGAUGCUGACAAAUCGCAUGUUUUAGAUGGGGGUCCUUAUUUAGUUUAUGGUAGGCCUCUCAUCCUUAAGCCAAUGACAGAGUAUUUUGAAUUCUCAUCUACAGAGAUGCACACUGUUCCGGUAUGGGUUAAAUUCCCUAAUCUCCCUCUUAAAUGUUGGUCACUCAAAUGCUUAUCAAAAAUUGCCAGUGUUCUUGGCAGACCUGUCCAAAGUGAUAUGUUUACUGCUUCUAUGGCCAGACUUUCCUAUGCCAGAGUAUUGGUUGAAGUAAACUUACUAUCUGAUCUGCCUUCCUCCAUUGAAGUUACUUUGCCGAAUGGCCACAUACUUCAUCAACAAGUUGUGUAUGAAACUCUCCCUCGUUUCUGCAAGCAUUGUAGAAAACUUGGGCAUUUAACUUCCACUUGCACCAACAUCCCGCCUUCUAAUAUUACAACAAAUCCAAAGACAUCUGUCUUUGUUGCCCCUGCUCCCACAGGCCGGAAUUCUGUUUGCAAUUGUCUAGAACCUCAACAAGGUCCUUCUGUGAAUGACAAGCCAGAGGUAAACUUGCCGAAUGCUUCUAUUCCCCAUUCAACUCCGAUUGAGACUGAGUUGGACACCAUGAGACAAGAUGCUACAUCUAAUCCUGAUGGAUGGGAAGUUGUUCAACGGAAAAAAGGGAGACGCAAGCACUCCCCCUCAAGGGUUUCUUUGAAAUCGCGUCAGGUGGACUCUCACCUAUCUCACAAAGCCACUCAUACGGUUCAGGAGGAAAGCCAACUUCAUCCCUCAUCACCUGUCAUUCACACCAUAUCAACACCCCCUCCUGAAGUGGAUUCUGGGACUACUCAUGGCAAAUCUGUGGUUGCUAUAAGCGCACCAGGUCAGUGCACAUCUUGUUCAAUUAGGAUGCCCAUAAGCAAACGAGCUCAGCAGCUCACCAAUGGUGUUUCUGGCAGGGCUUUGUCUAAAGUAUCUUCGAUGCAGCAAUUUCGGUUGAAGAAAUGGAAAGUUCAUUCCAAUGCAGAAGUAGCCUCAUCAGCUCGCAUUGUAGUUUUCUGGAACCCUGCUACUGUUCAUGUUGAAUUACUUGACGUUUCAGCUCAAGGUCUUCAUGUUCUUAUCUCUAGUCGGGUUCAUCAGUUCAGCAUUUAUGCCACCUUUGUUUAUGGUUUUAAUACUCUACUUGCUAGGAGAACUCUUUGGAGUGACUUGAGAAACUGGAGUCCCAAUUCCCCUUGGAUUAUUUUAGGCGACUUCAAUUCUGUUUUAUCUCAAGAUGACAAGCAUAAUGGGGAAGCAGUGUCCACUUACGAGACUGCGGACUUCAGGCAGUGUUGCUCCGAUCUGGGGCUAAUAGAUUUAAAUUAUUCUGGAUGCCACUACACUUGGUCCAACGGCAAGGUCUGGACCAAACUUGAUCGUGCUCUUGUUAAUUCACUUUGGUCUCCAGCUCAUGCCUCUGCUCACGUCCAUUUUGACAAUCCUGGUGCUUUCUCUGAUCACUCUCCUGUUACUAUCACUCUCCAGUCUAGGUCUUUUAUUGGUAAGAAGAGCUUCAAAUUCUUUAAUAUGUGGACUCACCAUGUCAGCUUCUCAGACUUGGUUGCAGCUAACUGGCAUCAUGAGUUUUAUGGGUCGCCUAUGUUCACCUUUUGUAAGCGGCUCAAAGCUCUUAAAGGGCCUUUAAGAGAACUCAAUAGAUUGCACUACAGUCAUAUCUCUGCUAGGGUUGCUCGUGCAGAGGCAGCCUUAGACCACCAUCAAACUAUCUUCUCGAAUGACAGAGAUAAUCCUCAACUCCUCGCAGAGGAUAAGCUCCUUCGGCAACAGUUUCUUCAUCUCAAAGCAGCUGAACGUCAAUUUUUCUCUCAAAAGCUCAAAUUUACUUUUCUCAAAGAGUGUGACCAAGGCUCUUCUUUUUUUCAUGCACUAAUGAGCAGGAAGCAUUGGCAGAAUUAUAUUCCGGCAAUUCAUCGUAGUGAUGGCACUAUUACUACUUCUAUUGAUGAAGUGGGGACGGUGUUUGUUGAUUAUUUUAGCCACUUACUUGGCACAUCUAAAGACACCCUUCCUCUUGAUAGCUCUGUCAUUCAGCAUGGCCCUUGCCUGGAUGCUAACACUCACGCUUCUCUUCUUGCUCCAUUCACUGAUUUGGACAUCAAGAAUGUUCUAUUUGCUAUUGAUGAUGAUAAAGCUCCAGGGCCUGAUGGUUACUCAUCUUGUUUUUUCAAAAAGUCUUGGGAUGUUAUAGGUGGGGAUUUCUGCCGUGCAGUAAGGGAUUUCUUUGAGUCUGGCGCCAUGCUUAAGCAAAUCAAUCACUCUAUCAUUGCUUUAAUUCCUAAAUCUACCAACUCUUCUUUUGCCUCUGAUUUUCGUCCGAUUUCCUGCUGUAAUGUUAUAUAUAAGGUCAUUGCUAAGCUCCUUGCAGUGAGAUUAUCUCAUGCUCUCUCAAAUAUUAUUAGUCCUAUGCAAAAUGCUUUUUUGGGUGGUCGACUUAUGGCUGACAAUAUUCAUUUGCUCCAAGAGCUUCUCCGAGAUUAUGAAAGGAAAAGAUCUUCUCCCCGUUGCUUGUUGAAGAUUGAUUUUAGAAAAGCCUUUGAUUCAGUCCAAUGGCCUUUCCUUCGACAGCUCUUGUUAAUGCUUGGUUUUCCCAACCACUUCGUUCACUUAAUUAUGCAGUGUGUUGAGACUGCUUCAUAUUCUAUAGCCGUUAAUGGUAGCAUCUUUGGCUUCUUUCCAGGGAAGAAUGGGGUUCGGCAAGGUGAUCCUUUAUCCCCAUAUCUCUUUCUUGCAUGCAUGGAAUAUCUCUCCAGAAUGCUUCGUAUGGCUUCUCUAUCUCCUGGCUUUCGGUUCCACCCCAAAUGCAAUUCUCUAGGCAUUUCCCAUCUUGCUUUUGCAGAUGAUGUGAUCCUACUUUCAAGAGGAGAUAGGCAAUCUGUUUCUACUCUUUUUUCGCAACUAGUUUCUUUUGGAAAGGUUUCCGGUCUACAGAUUAAUGCCAACAAAUCCUUUAUAUUUUUUGGAGGAGUCACAGACAGCAUUAAGCAGCUCAUUCUCCAGGACACUGGCUUCGUUGAGGGAUCCUUCCCAUUUCGCUAUCUUGGCGUUCCCUUAAGCCCCCACCGUCUCCUAGCCAGUCAGUUCUCUCCCCUUCUCAACAAGAUUCACUCUACUAUUUAUGGUUGGCUGGGGAAGCAUCUUAGCUAUGCUGGGAGAGUGGAGCUUCUCAAAUCAGUCCUUUUUGGCAUGGUUCACUUUUGGUUGAAUAUAUUCCCUGUCCCCGACACUGUUAUCAAGCAAAUCACGUGUCUCUGCCGAAAUUUCUUGUGGACUGGCAAUGUCUCUAGGAGUAAAUCUGCUUUGGUAGCUUGGCGUACAGUUUGUCUUCCUAAAGCUGAAGGUGGCCUAGGCUUGUUUGACAUAAAGGCUCGCAAUAACAGUUAUCUUGCCAAACACAUAUGGAACAUUCAUCUUAAAGCUGAUUCCAUUUGGAUUCAAUGGGUCCAUCAUUACUAUUUACAUUCUCACUCCAUUUGGAACACCGCAGCUUCCCCAACCUCCUCGCCUUUAUGGAAAUCCAUCAUCAUCCUACGUGAUAAUCUUGUUGAAAUGGGAGGUGGUCAAUCCAAUACUGUCUCUCUGAUGGCUCACUGGAGCACCUCUACAGGUCCUUUCACUGCUCAUGCUUAUGAUUUUCUUCGGGUUCGUAGCUCUCUUGUCCGGUGGAGAAACGUUGUCUGGGAGUCUUGGUCCAUGCCCAGAUACAAUUUUAUCCUGUGGUUGGCUGUUUUGGGAAGGCUUCGCACGCGAGAUAGACUCCACUUUCUCCAAACUGAUUCCUCUUGUGUCUUCUGCCAAGUGGAAGAAGAGAGUCAUAGCCAUUUGUUCUUCGGUUGCACUUGGACCUCUUCUCUUUGGCUUAAGAUCAAAAAUUGGCUUCGUAUAUCAAGGACCAUGUCUUCUCUGCUCAGUGCCAUUCGGGGUCUCUCAAGAAUCGGUAACAAUGCAGUUGGAAGAAUGAGGAGAGCCUCCCUUGGUAUUCUGGUUUAUAUAAUCUGGGAUGAGAGGAAUAAAAGGAUAUUUGAGGGGAAGUGCACCACCAUUGAUUCUCUCUUUCGUAAAUUUCAGCUGGUUAGCUUGGCUGGUAGUGGCGGGUUCUUCAAUUCAGCUUCGGAGGUGGAGGUGGUUGCUGUUACUCCUGGCUUUCUUCACGUCGUUCUUGCAUGUUGGUCUAUAAGGGAGUCUGUUCCCUUUCUGAUCAUCUUUGCUUCUGAACCUGCUG
Populus euphratica (Euphrates poplar) is the source of this 5143-nucleotide messenger RNA. RefSeq lists its product as uncharacterized. The annotation marks the transcript as partial. The transcript is spliced from 4 exons. The record is from RefSeq and is a predicted model, not a curated record. Lineage: Eukaryota; Viridiplantae; Streptophyta; Magnoliopsida; Malpighiales; Salicaceae.